AUGGCUGACGCUCAAUUCGACAGUGCGCUGGACCUGCUCCGGCGCCUCAACCCCCGCGAUACGAAGCAAAACCUCCAGGCAAUCACCUCCAUCGUCCCCGAUCUGACCGAGGACCUUCUCUCUUCUGUCGAUCAGCCCUUAGAGAUCCGCAAGUGCCCCAAGACAGACCGCGACUACCUCCUCUGUGACUACAACCGCGACGGAGAUAGCUACCGGUCGCCCUGGAGCAAUGAGUUCGACCCCCCGCUGGAAGAUGGAACCGUGCCCAGUGAGAGAGUGAGAAAGCUCGAGGUUGCCGCCAACGAGGCAUUCGAUGUCUACCGUGAGCUGUACUACGAGGGUGGAGUAGGCAGCGUGUACUUUUGGGACUUGGACGAUGGAUUCGCCGGUGUUAUACUGUUGAAGAAGGGUGAGCGAGUGCUGUCUUGUUACUUUAGACUGGCAAUUCAAGCUAACAUCCUGUUUUGUAUAGGAGUUACACCAGGUGCUAAGAGCUCUGGAGAAUGGGACAGUAUCCACGUCUUCGAGGCUACCGACAGAGCGCGCAUGUCCCACUACAAGCUGACUAGCACUGUCAUCUUGCACUUGGCUAAUGAAUCCGAGUCCUUGGGUGAGAUGGACCUGAGCGGUAACAUGACCCGUCAGGUGGAGGUGGAUCUGCCCGUCGAAUCGGAUGCGAGCGACGUCGCCAAUGUUGGUCGGCUUGUUGAGGACAUGGAGUUGAAGAUGAGGAACUUGCUGCAGGAGGUAUACUUCGGCAAGGCUAAGGAUGUUGUGGGCGAACUUCGGAGUCUCCCUUCCUUGUCCGAAUCGAACAGAGAUCGGGCUACCCACCUGGAGAUGAUCCGGUCUAUGCACAGCUAG
Messenger RNA from Aspergillus luchuensis, 864 nucleotides. It is a transcript of the gene cap2, whose product is annotated as F-actin-capping protein subunit beta. Bases 1 to 864 code for a protein of 287 amino acids. The transcript is spliced from 4 exons. Gene Ontology annotation, molecular function: actin filament binding. The record is from RefSeq and is a predicted model, not a curated record. Gene Ontology annotation, biological process: cell morphogenesis; actin cytoskeleton organization; barbed-end actin filament capping. Lineage: Eukaryota; Fungi; Ascomycota; Eurotiomycetes; Eurotiales; Aspergillaceae. Gene Ontology annotation, cellular component: F-actin capping protein complex; actin cortical patch; cytoplasm.